GAGAUUUGAGAUUUGAGAAAGUCCAAUUCCCGUAUGCGUAGGGCCGCUCCUUAAAGAGGAAGGAGAGCCAAGGGUCCAUUCCGACGCGAUCUUUAACCGACUUCUCUGUGAAGCCGUGAAGGUGGAGGACGAACCCCAUCCGUCAUGGCAGCAACGUCGUCAGACUCAGCAGCAGUUGGGAAGCAGGAAGACGGAGAGCCAAUGUCAACCCUAGUUGCACGAUUCGUCCAGGAGGAAAGAAAAGAGCUUCCUCUUCUCAAAGAGGUGGAUGAGCUGCGCGGUCUGUCCUCCGCUCUGUCUACGUUCAGGUGCCGUUGGGAUGAGUUACAGAAACAUAUCGCUUUCAUUCAAAAUGCUAUCGAAGGGAAGAUUAAGCGGUCUAGUAGUACCGAACACGUGACCCCAUUGCAGCUGCCGUCGCCACUGCCGCCAGAGGUAGUUCCUGCAGUAGAUGCCCCCGCCUCUGGUUCUGCUAAUUUACCACUUCCCGAUUCGGUCGAACUUUCUAGCAGAGAUUUUACGCAAGUCUCGUCCCCCAGCGAUGAAACGGCAAAGAAUUUAUCCCGUUCCGAGCUUGAAUGGCUAUGUGAGACAAUGGGUAGCCGUGGCUUACGCAAAUACAUGGCUUCUCAUCUCUCUGACACUGCAAAACUCCGUGAAGAAGCUCCUGUAGCUCUAAAGCGUGCCCCCAACCCAGCCAAGCUCGUCUUGGACUGCAUUGGGCGGUUUUAUCUCCAGGGUAGCAAAGCCUAUACCAAGGAUUCCCCAAUGGUUCCCACCCGGCAGGCCUCCGUGCUCAUGUUGGAAUUCUUUCUCCUCGCGGACUGCUUUGAGAAUGGGAUUGAUCCCCUGGUCAAGGAAGAAGCUGAGGUCGCAGCAGUUGCUUGGAGGAAGAGGCUCAUCAGUGAAGGUGGUGUCUCCAAGGCCCACAGCAUGGAUGCUAGAGGUCUGCUUCUCUUUAUUAGUUGCUAUGGCAUUCCAUCCGUAUUUGGAUACCAAGAUCUCAGUGAUCUUAUUAGGCUGAGUAGUCCAAGGGAGAUUGCCGAUGCCCUUAGAAGAUCGUGUUUCCUCCUUGAAAGAGUUCUAGAUAUCAUUCAAGGGAUGGAGAAGAACAGAAUGCAUAUUGAAGCUAUUGAUGUUGCUUGUACUUUUUGGGUUGAGGAGGAAAAAUUCCCUCAAAAAAUUCUUGCAUCAUUUUUACGUGAAUCCAAAGAAAUCUGGAAAAGAAUGAGGAGAGAAGCACAAGGUUCUCCUGCACCACUGAAAGAAGCUAACGAAAGGCAACUUGCUGCCCUGAAAUCCUUAAUUAAGUGUUUGGAGGAUCACAAGAUGGAUCCUACGAAGAUUCUUUCAGGAUGGCAUAUUAGUGACAAAAUUACCAACCUGGAGAAAGAGAUAGCAGAUUUAGAAAAUAAAAUAGAAGAAAAAGCUAAUUUGAAGAGAAAAGCUGGUGAGAUUGAGUCCUCAAGAAGGAUGAGAACCCAUGAAGUGAAACGUCCUUGGCCUAGCACCAAUAUUUUGCCUCAGGAACUUCCUGCAAUCUUGGUGUCACAAGAACAAAGGACUGUUGGUCUCCCUGUUGGCAGCAGCUCAAAUGAUGGAUUGUCUAAUAAGAACAUUUUCACCAGUGGAUUCCCCAGUCUGCUUCGUGGAUACUUAGGCGUCUCAUCAGUGGCUAGAGCUGCAGUACAAGAUACAAAAGGAAAUGUUCACGGCACUAUAGCUGGAAUUGGCAGUGGGCUUGCUACUGUAGCAGCUAAUGGAUCUGGUGUAGCUGGGUCGUCAACACGAAGUGGUGGUGUCUGGUCCACUGGGCCAUUUUUUGGAAUUGGUGGUGCUCUACUUGGGGGAGAUGGAGUUGGGCAAAUAACAGCUAAUGUUGUUGGGCCAUCUGGAUGGUAUGGGGAUGAAGCCUUCAAAAACGGUUCUGUUCAGAACAGUUUUCAUGAUCCGGCAUCCAGUGGGAAAGGCUUCUUUGGGCUACAGCCAUCUCUGGAACAAGGCUUUCUAGGCCUGCCAACUACCCAAACCCCGACUGUUAUGAAGCAGAGUUCAGGAUCAAAUCUUUAUCGAUUUGCAGAUACAAUUUUGGAAGGUGAUACUUAUUACCAAGGUGGCUCUUACACGGGUAACAACACCUUACCUUCUUCCAUGCAUGUUCACGCAUCUUUCCCACAUUCAAUGGAUAAUAAUUCCCAUCUCUGAUAUAUUUGUGGGGGCUUCUAUGUUUUCUCUCCUCUAUAUGAUGU
Telopea speciosissima is the source of this 2249-nucleotide messenger RNA. RefSeq names its product protein FRIGIDA-like. Bases 145 to 2205 code for a protein of 686 amino acids. Lineage: Eukaryota; Viridiplantae; Streptophyta; Magnoliopsida; Proteales; Proteaceae. The transcript is spliced from 3 exons. The record is from RefSeq and is a predicted model, not a curated record.